This is a messenger RNA of Drosophila bipectinata, 817 nucleotides long. RefSeq lists its product as uncharacterized. The record is from RefSeq and is a predicted model, not a curated record. NCBI's taxonomy places the organism in Eukaryota, Metazoa, Arthropoda, Insecta, Diptera, Drosophilidae.
GCUUAGCUCUACAAACCCACUUCCUUUUCCAUUGUCAAGCGGCAGUUCCAAACCCAAGCAAGACCGACAACAAGAUGAAGGUGUUUGUGUGCCUGAUUGCCUGUUUCAGCCUGGCCCAGUGCGGCUUCAUCGGAGGCGGCGGUAGCAGUGGCUGGUCAUCUGGAGGUGGCGGUGGCUGGUCCUCCGGCGGUGGAUCCGGCUGGUCCUCUGGCGGCGGCAGUGCCCCCACCAUCAUCAAGGUCAUUAGCGAGGAGGCCGGCCAUGGACACGGCGGCUGGGCAGGUGGCGGCUACUCUGGUGGCUAUUCCGGCGGACAUGGUGGCGCCGAGGAGUUGAAAAUCAUCAAGGUUAUCAGCGAAUCUGGCGGUCAUGGCCACAGUCACGAUCACGGUCACGGACAUGGUCACGGGGGCGAGGUGAAGAUUGUCAAGGUCAUCCAGGAGGAGGAUCACAGUCACGGUCACGGCUACGAUUACUCGAGCGGAGGACAUGGCGGCCAGGAGGAGAUCAAGAUCGUCAAGUUGAUCAGCUCGGGAGUUGCCAGUGGCGGACACUCCUCCGGAGGAUGGGCGCCAGCCGGUGGUUGGGCCUCAGGCGGCUCCGGUGGCGGCUGGUCCUCCUGGUAAGGACUUGUAAGAACAUUCCCCCAGCCAACCACCAGUCAGGCAUCAACUCCCUUGUUUCUGUUGUUGGAGUUUCUGCCACUUUGGUAUUGGCCUUUUCCAUUAUUUUUAAGACUAGCUCACGUUUUCUGUGUGUGAACAUUUUUUUCUCGUUAAUAGUUUAACAAAUAAACCACCAACAAUAUUAAAAACAA